AUGGCUGAACAGCAGCAGCAGCAUGCCCCGGGCGGGCACUACUCUGGCGCCAAUCCCGUUCCCACGGUCAAGAAGUUCCUCGAAAGCCUGGACAAAGACAAGCAAGAGCGCGACAAGGCUAUCGAACAGCAGGGCCAACAACCGCAAACUGUCACGGCUCACAAGCAACACCCCCGUGGUAUCAAGGGCACUCAGAAGGAAGUCACCGAUCCCACGACCGGUCGCCAGGUCGUCAUCGAAGAUGUCAAUCGGGAUGUCAUGAAAGAGGUUGACAACCCGAAGCUCUCAGUUCCAAACGCGAACUUGGGCAAGGAUACACCGAUCAAGACGGAUGCCUCUCAAUCCAAUCCCGAGUACAAAUACAACCAAGAUGUUACUGCACCCCCUGAUCCGGUUGAGGAGGGCACCACCUCCGACGUUCCUAUCCACGGCGAGAAGACAAACAUUCUGUUCCAUCCCACCCCCUCUGUCAGCUAUGAGCCCUACUUUGAGGCUAUGGAGAAACGCACCACUGGCCUGUGUGCCGGAAUAUUCGCCGCUAUCAUAGUCGUUGGCAGGAUCUUCGGCGGCCAUAUGCUGGGCCUGACUGCUCUUGGUUUCUGCGUGUCCUCGGGUGUUUUUCUGUGGAUGAAGGAAGUCAUUCGCAGCGGACGCGAGGUUGAAUGGGAGAGCGAGAAGAACCGCGGCCAGACGGCAUCUGCAAAUCUGCUUCCCGAAUCAGUUGAAUGGAUGAAUACCUUCCUUGGAAUUGUCUGGGGUUUGAUCAAUCCUGACAUGUUCCAGGGCGUAGCCGACACGCUCGAAGAUGUCAUGCAGGCCUCGGUACCGGGUGUUAUUGAGAACGUCCGCGUUGCAGAAAUCAACCAAGGAAGCAACCCUCUCCGCAUUCUGAGCUUGCGCGCACUUCCGGACUCGCACAUGAAGGAGGUAAAACAGGCAAUCCAUGAAGAGAACAAAAAGACGAAGGAUCCCCAGGAAGCUGCUGCAGAUGAGGAGGGCGGUGACUACUACAACCUCGAGUGUUCCUUUGCCUACCAUGCGAAGCCGUCUGGCCAGCGUGCGUCAGACAAGGCCCGGAACAUGCACAUGCAACUCGUCUUCUAUCUGGGGAUCAAAGGCCUGUUCGGAGUUCCGCUACCCAUCUUCGUGGAGCUCCAGGGCCUUGUUGGCACCGUCCGUCUGCGUCUCAACUUGACUCCGGAACCGCCCUUCCUGAAGACCCUUACUUUCACUCUGAUGGGAGUUCCCCAGGUCCAGGCAGGAUGUAUUCCCAUGCUCGAGAAAGGCGUCAACAUCUUGAACCUUCCCCUGAUCUCCAACUUUGUCAACUAUGCUAUUAGCGCUGCGGCAAGUAUGUACGUCGCGCCCAAGUCUAUGUCCAUUGAUAUGCGGGCUAUUCUCCAGGGUGACGAUAUCCAGAAGGAUGUUCAAGCCCUUGGAGUCAUGUGGAUCCGCAUCCACCGUGCUAUUGGCCUCAGCAAACAGGAUAAGCGUGGCAGCAAGCAUGGUGGCAGUGAUCCUUACAUCACCCUGUCGUUCUCCAAGUAUGGCAAGCCUAUGUACUGCACUCGGGUCAUUACGGACGACUUGAACCCAAUCUGGGAAGAGACUACAGCCCUUCUUGUAACGCCCGAGUUGAUCAAGGCGGAUGAGAAUCUGAGCGUCGAGCUUUGGGACUCUGACCGCCAUAGCGCCGAUGAUAUUGUUGGCAAGGUCGAACUCUCGAUGCAAAAGAUGAUUCAGCAUCCUGGAAAGAUGUACCCUCAGGUCAGCAAGCUCGCUGGUAUGGAUGCCGACAGCACCAUGCCAGGGGAACUCCAUUGGGAGGUUGGUUACUUCAGCAAGCCUAAGUUCAGGCCCGAGCUCCGCACCGAUGGCAAGAACAACGCUCUCGUCGAUGAGCUCAAGGACAAGCCUGAACUGCAAGACGAGAAGGGCGUUACAAACACCGCCGAGGAUGAUGCAGUCCAGCACACUCCUCCCGAUCCUCUCUGGCCCAGCGGUGUCUGCAGUAUUGUCGUUCAUCAAAUUGUGAAUCUGGAGCUCGAAAACGUCAAAGGAACGCAGGGCAGCCGAAAUGGCCGAGAGUUUGAGCCAGCCAAACCUUAUGGUGAAACCACGGAGCAGGAAGGAAAGAACCUUCCCACCAGCUACUGCACGAUCCUCUACAAUGAUGAGUUGGUCUACCGUACCCGUGCCAAGGCUGUUAGCUCUCAGCCAAUUUUCAACGCCGGUACCGAGCGGUUCAUGCGCGAUUGGAGGUCUGGAAUUGUCACUGUUACUGUCCGCGACUCCCGCAACCGAGAACACGAUCCGAUUCUGGGUGUUGUGCCGCUCAAACUCACCGACAUCCUGGAGACUAGCUCCCAAGUCACACGCUGGUACCCACUCGAUGGCGGCAUUGGCUUCGGUCGCAUUCGAAUUUCUUUGCUCUGGCGCAGCAUCGAAACCCGUCUCCCUCCCCAGCUCCUUGGAUGGGACGUAGGCACUUUCGAAUUCUCGUCCGAUCGCAUUAUAGCAGUCAACUACAACCACCAUGCUAAGCUUCGUCUGCGUACUGGUGGAUCCACUGCAAAGAUUCCUCGCACUGAGGCACACGCAUUGGAAGAAGGUGAUGGUAUGUACUGGGAUCUAACCAAGAAAGAGGGUAAGAACGAUGUGCGGCUUCCCGUGAAGUAUCGCUACCGCUCCCCUAUCGUCUUCGAGUUCCACCUUAGCGGCAAGCGCAAGGCCGCUGCCUAUGCCGUCAUCUGGCUCCAACAUUUCAUCGACAAUGAGGAGAUGCCCGUCAACGUCCCCAUCUGGACAUGCUCUCACCCAGCCCGUCUUACCCAGAACUACAUCACCGAGGAGAACUGUAAGGGCGAAGCGGGUCUUGAGGAUCUUCAGGAAGUCGGUCGCCUACAGUUUACGGGCAGGUUCAAGGCUGGCACAGAUGAGAGCCACGAGGCCUUUAUCAUGGACAACGACUCACGCGAGACGUUUGAGACCUGGGAGGCGUGCAUGGCCGAGGGUGUGCGCCAGCGCCGCGUUGACAAGGAACUGCCAGACCGCAUCAAGCAGCUACACGACAACUCGCUCACAUCGGGCCGCGACGUGCUUAAGGGUGCGCCCGAGGAGGAGAAGGUGAAGUGGCUCACAAGAGACGGCACCGACUGGUCCGGCGCCUUCGGCGAGGACCCCAAGGCCUACAUGGACGCUUCUGGGCGCAAGCGUCGCGAGCCUGGCCGAGACGCCCCGCUGCACGACCCGCAUCACCCUAGCUCGGACGAGGACCAUGAGAGCGACCUCGACCGGGAUGACCAGGGGGACUCGAGCUCAGACGACUUAGGCAUCCAGGACGCAGACAACAUGGACGGCGCCGCCUCUAGCUCCGCCGGUGGCCGCAAGUCGACCUCGGGCGAGACGGCAACCACGGAAGGCACCACAGGAACAGGCAACACGUCUUCUUCCGGUUACACUCAGGACAGCAGUGGCAGCGGUCUGUCAAACAAAGACAUCAACAAGCAGAACAAGCGCACCGAGGCGCGCAAGCAGCGCGGCAUGAUGCAAUGGAAGCCCGCGCGUAACGCCAAAUUUGCCAAAGACGAGGGCAUCAUUGGCAUGAGGAGGCUGAAGAAUAGGAUCACGGGCAAGAUGGAGGGGAGGAAGCCCGGUGUUGAGACUGAGACGGGAACUUGA
This is a messenger RNA of Lasiodiplodia theobromae, 3681 nucleotides long. RefSeq names its product C2 domain containing protein. Bases 1 to 3681 code for a protein of 1226 amino acids. The record is from RefSeq and is a predicted model, not a curated record. Gene Ontology annotation, molecular function: lipid binding. NCBI's taxonomy places the organism in Eukaryota, Fungi, Ascomycota, Dothideomycetes, Botryosphaeriales, Botryosphaeriaceae. The transcript has 5 exons.